AUGAGCGUUUUCAAGGGAAUCGGUCUUUGUGCCCUGACCUGGGUGCUACUGUCACUCUUUGCUGAUGCCGCAGCCGCCGCCGGCGUGAAGAGCAUUUUCCUAUUCAAGGACGUUCUACAGUCGAACACCACAGCACUCAAGACCUCGGGCUUUGACACCCUCCUCAUUUUUCGGAUCGGUCUCCUCGAUAAUGGCGAUCUUGUGUACUACUCAACCGGAGACGCGGGCGAGGCAGUCGAUGCUCCCGUGGUGACGAAUGGUUCGUAUGUUGGCGGAACCACGUUGGCGGAAAAGGUUAAAUCCUUCAAAACCGGCACAACCAACAUCAACAGAGUGGAGAUCUCGCUGGUGUCCCAUGACACGACAUUCCAAAUUAUCCGCGACUUGAUCAACGCAGAUGGGACAGGCUCUGAUACUGUGUUGUACAAGAACUUUGAGGUCUUGAAGGCAGAGUGGGGCCUCGACGCAUUCAACAACGACGAUGAGGGUGUCUAUGACGUGGCGAGCACAGUCAGUUUUGCCCAGAUGCUAGGGGAGAUGGGGUAUCAGUAUUCCAUUGCGCCUUACACCAACAGCGGCUUCUGGGCGAACGUCAGGACGCAAGUUGAAUCCGCAAACCCAGGCUUAUUCGAUAGGGUGUAUCUCCAAGUCUACGAUGGUGGGUCUGGCAACAACCCUGGAACAUGGCAGACUACCCUCGGCAUGAAGGUGAUCCCUCUUGUAUGGGUUGUCAAUGAUGCAAAGCCGUCUCAAGGAACGACCGCGGCACAGGCUCAGCAGCGAUUCGAAACCUGGUUCUCGCAAUACGCCGUGGCAGGCGGGGGUUACUGGAAUGAUUAUGACAUUGAGAAGAUGGACUCAUCUUACACGGAUUAUGGAGCAGCACUUACUAGUAUUUUCUGA
Messenger RNA from Colletotrichum godetiae, 903 nucleotides. Its product is annotated as coagulation factor 5/8 type domain-containing protein. The transcript has a single exon. Lineage: Eukaryota; Fungi; Ascomycota; Sordariomycetes; Glomerellales; Glomerellaceae. The record is from RefSeq and is a predicted model, not a curated record. The coding region runs from base 1 to 903 and encodes 300 amino acids.